GGAACCAUCCAUUUUGCGAUCCCGCCCCCUGAACUGUCCGUAAUCACGGGCUCCCCCGGGCGCUGCUGUUGCUUUCGGAUGGAUGAUGAUGAUGAUACCCUGUGGGGCUACUUGGCCAUCACAACGAAUAAUAAACAGCCUCCAUUGCCAAGGAAAUUUCAGAGGCGGAAUUGAGAUAGUAGUAGUAGUAGGCGAGGAGGGAGGGAAGGGAGACAGGGAGGGGUCAGUCGUCUUCCUCUGUCCCCGUGCUGCGCCUUUGCUUCGGAGUCUUGCCAAGUCUAGAUUCGAGGAGAGGGCUCUCUCUCUCUCUCUCUCUCUCUCUCUCUCUCUCUCUCUCUCCUUGCCUGGCCUGGCCUGCAUCGGAAGCUGGGAUUGGCGCCCUCUGCCCUACAGUGCUGCAGGCCGGAAAUUAUUUUACGCAGGAUCCAGAUUUCUCUGUUAAAGGAAUGUCCUCAACCACAUCUACCCAGCCCUCAGCAUCUUCAGGUGGUGCAUCUACUUCAGCUGAUGAGAAUGCAAGGCCUCCUGAUUCAGGCACUAAUUCUUCUGGACCAGCACGAAGCAUACUGUCUCUACAGUUGGACCAGCGGUCAUUACAUUUUUCCGUUAGUGCUUGGGUUCUUAUUGUUGCCUUGAUUGGCAUCUUUCCAUUGGCACCACAUGCCCUCCAGUACAAGGGAUAUAGGUUGUCACUUCUUGGCACAACAUGUACUACAGGCUAUGCUUUGUUUGCUUUGUACAGGCUACCCCGAGCAGGGAACCUGCAGGCUGUUCAGGCGUGGUGUCACCAUGUAACUUCAUCAAAGGAUUUUAUACCAUUCAUGUACUGCCUUAUGUUUGCUACAUCUAAACUGCACUUGAAGCUUGUUUUGGUACCUGUAAUUUGUUGGGCACUUGAACAUGUCGCUCGAUUUCUACGGCGACAUUUUACUAGCUCAUCUUUGUACAGGACAUACUUGGAGCAACCUUGUACAUGGGUUGAGACAAACACAACUGCAGUCCACUUUCUACGUUCAAAUUCAGAGAUUUUGUUGGGCUUUCUUUUGAUCCUAUCCCUGUUCUCGCGACAGCGAAAUGUUAUGCAAACAUUCAUGUAUUGGCAGUUGCUGAAGCUCAUGUACCAUUCUCCCUUCACUGCCGCUUAUCAUAGAGCUAUCUGGCUUAAAAUUGGUCGGACAAUUAACCCAUAUAUCCAGCAUUACACCCCUUUUCUUCAUGACCCGAUAAAUGCUGGCAUGAGAUGGUGGUUUAGGUAGUUUGAAUGCAGCACCGUUAGUCAUGUAAAGAGAUGCAAGUAUGUUUAUGGUAUUAUUUCACAUUUGAUCCAAAGAGAAUCUUUGAGAAAAUUGCUGCUUGGGAGUGAUGUUAUUAGUCCCUUGUGUGGCUUUGAGCUGAUGUUAAUUCUUAGUAGUUAGUAUGAUCAGUAACUCUGUAACUCUUGUAACUAGAGCUAGUAGAGAUCUUGGCCUGUUAGGCAUGUACUGAAGUUAGAUGGGUAGGUUAUUGUUGUGACCGAAUUAUGUUUUGAUUUUGACUAUUGCGAGCCACAUAUCAGUGUUAUCAAAAGGAUGUUACUAUUCUACCAGCGUU
Messenger RNA from Sorghum bicolor (sorghum), 1590 nucleotides. RefSeq names its product transmembrane protein 33 homolog. Gene Ontology annotation, cellular component: membrane; endoplasmic reticulum. The transcript is spliced from 9 exons. The coding region runs from base 447 to 1256 and encodes 269 amino acids. NCBI's taxonomy places the organism in Eukaryota, Viridiplantae, Streptophyta, Magnoliopsida, Poales, Poaceae. Gene Ontology annotation, biological process: endoplasmic reticulum tubular network organization; membrane organization. The record is from RefSeq and is a predicted model, not a curated record.